This is a messenger RNA of Cokeromyces recurvatus, 651 nucleotides long. RefSeq lists its product as uncharacterized. The transcript is spliced from 3 exons. Lineage: Eukaryota; Fungi; Mucoromycota; Mucoromycetes; Mucorales; Mucoraceae. The record is from RefSeq and is a predicted model, not a curated record. The coding region runs from base 59 to 487 and encodes 142 amino acids.
AUCAAAUUAUCUAAACUUUUUUUUUCUCUUUCUCUUAUUUUUUUUUUUAUUUAAUAUAAUGAAAUUGAUUAUUUUAUCAUUUAUUGUAGCAUUACUAAUCCAGAUCACUUUAGGAGAAGAUAUUGAUAAACUUCAAUUUAUGAAAGUGGUGUCUCCUACUAACGGUCAAAAGAUAAAAGCUGGUGACAAAGUGUUGAUUAAAUAUGUGAUGCAGCCUUUAGUUUUUAAACAUACUUCAAAUGGAUAUGCUAAAUCUUUAAAGAUUGAUUUCUAUCAAGCAAGUAAUCAUACGACUAAAAUUCAUACUGUUUGUUCUCAUUGUCCUGUCAAAGCUAGAAAACAUAGGUAUAAGUCUCACAAAAGACAUUGGACUAUCCCUAAAUCUAUCAAGCCUGGUUCCUAUUUGUUUAAAUUCAUUGAAGAUACUCAAUUCCGUCGUGGACGAAUGACUAUUACUGAAACUAUAAAGGUCGACGUUGUAAAUUAAUGCUAUUUCUGUUUAAAUCUUGUAUAAUACACCAACAAACUUCUCGGAAACAUUAGAUAUAUAAUAAACUAAAUUUAAAUAAUGCUCAAUAUUGAUUUUAUUGUUCUUAUUGUUACUAAGUUUGAUUUAUGGUUUUAGAUUCAAGAUUGAUAUACAUAAAAAAA